AAAAAUUACUUGGUUUUAAAAAAUUAAAAUAUAAUUUAAUAGUUAACAUUGGCCUUUAUUCUUAGAAUGGAGUUUCCAAUAUUUUUUAAUCUUGAUCGACCAAAUGGUCGUAAACCUUGGAACCGUUUAUCAUACGAUCAAAAGAGGAAGUUAAGGAACAGAUAUUAUGCGUACUUAAAAGAUGCUUCUCAAUCAAAUUUGUCCAACACAGUCAGUUCUAAUCCUGCACAAAAUUGUGCUCAAUUUACGCAAAACGAUUAUAACGUACAAGAAACGUCUGUGCCAGACCCUAAGGAUACCGUGGAAAAUAAUAUGGCUGAAAAUAUAUCAAACUCCAGUCAUGAUUUUGUUUCUGCAAAUACUUCUGCUACUACUCCCAGUACAAGUCAUAUUGCUGCUGAUAAUUUUCAUGAAGAUGUUCCUAACUGUAAUCCUCUGCAAGUAAUGUCUGUUCUACCUGACACAAGUGCUUCUCUUGCUAUUCACGCUAUUGAAGAUAACAUUUGUGAAAAUAUAACCACCUGUGCCAACGAUAAUUUAGUUUCCACCUCAACUUCUACAAGUGCUCCUGAUGUUGAUCAUGUUGUUAAAGACAAUGUUACUGAAGAUGUUCCAUGCUCUGGGCAAAGUAGUUCAAUUACUGCCUCGAUUUCCGAUGAUGCACUAACUUCUGAACCUGGUGCGGAUGACCAAAUAACUAAGUUAACACCGAAUCCAUAUAUUCAUUCAAAUCAUAUAUUCAAAAAGUUAAAAAUUAAUCACCCCGGGUGUUUCCAACAUUCUUUUCAAUCAAAUUUAGCUGAAUGUUUCACAAGUAACAAAAUUAAUCAAACCCAAAGCAAAGCUAUUUUAAAUGUAUUGCAUACUCAUCCGUCUUUGAAAUUUCUUCCGAAAGAUCCUCGCACACUUUUAAUGACACCACGUGAUAAAAUUGAACCAAAAAUUGUCGAACCAGGAAAUUAUCUUCAUUUAGGAAUCGAGUGGAUGCUGUUAUUAACGUUAUCAUCUCUGUCAGCACAUGAAGUUCCCAACGAAUUGAUAAUCGAUUUUAGCACUGAUGGUGCUGAGAUGAAUAAGAAUAUUCAAAUAUGGCCCAUCCAAAUUCGCAUCGUUAAUAUAGAGAAAAUAAAGAAGCCUAUGGGGUAUUCCAUGCCAAAUCGACCACUUUUGACCCCGACCCUUUUCGAUUUGGCCGAAAGUUUUCCAUCCUUUUCUACCCUAUAAAAAACGGUUCUCAGAAUUUUUUUGAAUUUUUUUACCUAACUCCAAAAAAGUUAUGAAUUUUUCAAAAAAAUGGCUUU
Molecule: messenger RNA, 1301 nt
Organism: Cotesia glomerata
Lineage: Eukaryota; Metazoa; Arthropoda; Insecta; Hymenoptera; Braconidae
Exons: 2
Coding region: 67-1224 (385 amino acids)
Source: RefSeq, a predicted model, not a curated record